AUGGGGAAGCGAAUUCGAAGGACAAAAUCCAUCAGCUGCUGCGUAUCUCCUCGAUCGUCUUAUCUCAAUCCUCACUCAAGCUUCUCCUGGUAUGAAGACGAUGCUUGGACAGAAAUUGCCAAAUUCUUAGAUGGAAAAUCUCUGUUGAUGCUUGCAUUGACUUGCCGGUGGUUCUAUCGCAUCCUGAUGCAUGAGAGCAUAUGGAAGUAUGCUUGCUUGCGUGAUCUCCAGGUUCCCGAUCCUCGACAAGUGGGAUUCAAAUGGACAAAACUCUAUGCCACGGCUUUUGAUGGAAGUCAUUCUUACAUGUUCCGCCAGCAGGAGAAGCAUAUAGAUUGGAUGCGUGUUGGAUCAUUUCUUUUUGACUCACCCACUGCACUCCUGACGGAGAAUAUAAGUGCUCUGCCUAAAAGUACAAAAGGAGAGACAUUAGAGAAAAUGUUGCAGCUGUAUGGCUGUGUUGUAUUGAAUGAUAUCAAAACUGGGAUCUGGUUGGCCGAUUUACAGCUUGUUCGGUGUCCUGUAUGCGAUCUGAAUACUUGUGAUGGAACGAUGCAAAUAUUGGAUGCCAGGCAUAUUGAGCUGUUCCUCUGCGACGGAUACCUGGAGGGGAAUUGGGAUUAUGAGUUACUGGGAUCUCAUGAGAACAAGAAGCAUGCUGCUGCAGCCACUGGUGGCAUUUUUGACAUCAAGCACCUGAAUGAUCAGUCUACUGCAGAAGUCUUUAAUCUCAAGUCUUGGGUGGCAAAAGCAAAUGACUGGCAACCAAAAGCCAUUAUAACUUAUCAUGCAGUAGCUGUGAACACCAAUCUACAAACGAAUGAAGGUCUACAUGUCAAAUAUCAUGCAAUGAGAGCUGGAAAAGGUGGUAAAAUCAUCGCGAUCAGAAUAUCAAAGCAGCUUCUGUGAUCUUUUCCAGAUAUGACAAGCUUAGCUAAUCCGACGGCCUCUCUUCGACCCAAUGAAGUUUCAGAUAUUUCUUUCUCCCUGAUUUUUGUUCUAGUGCUA
Messenger RNA from Coffea eugenioides, 1008 nucleotides. RefSeq names its product probable F-box protein At3g61730. Gene Ontology annotation, biological process: reproductive system development. The coding region runs from base 1 to 909 and encodes 302 amino acids. Gene Ontology annotation, molecular function: protein binding. Gene Ontology annotation, cellular component: nucleus. The record is from RefSeq and is a predicted model, not a curated record. The transcript has 8 exons. Lineage: Eukaryota; Viridiplantae; Streptophyta; Magnoliopsida; Gentianales; Rubiaceae.